Messenger RNA from Eremothecium gossypii ATCC 10895, 1665 nucleotides. RefSeq names its product Taf12p (gene TAF12). Gene Ontology annotation, biological process: RNA polymerase II preinitiation complex assembly; DNA-templated transcription initiation. The transcript has a single exon. The record is from RefSeq and is marked provisional. Gene Ontology annotation, molecular function: DNA binding; TBP-class protein binding; protein heterodimerization activity. Lineage: Eukaryota; Fungi; Ascomycota; Saccharomycetes; Saccharomycetales; Saccharomycetaceae. Gene Ontology annotation, cellular component: SAGA complex; transcription factor TFIID complex; SLIK (SAGA-like) complex. Bases 1 to 1665 code for a protein of 554 amino acids.
AUGAGGUCACACGAAGCUGUAAGCACAGGAGAGAAGAGGUUGUCGGGUUGGCAAGCGCGUUGCUUCAGGUCAGAAGGGUUUAGCACAAGGUUUAUUGUAUUAUAUUUAUUGGUCUCUCUGUGGAGCGGUCAGAGCAGGAAAAAUAGUGCUAGAGAUAUAGGGCAAACACGAAAGGAGAACAUGUCGAGCAACAAUCAACAGGGCAACGGCCAGGUUCCGCAGUUAACGCCGUCAUCCAUGCGGCAACUGGCUUACAAGUUCCGGACGCUUGUAAGCGAAGCGCAGCAGGUAGGGGUGCGGACGCCGGAGGGUCUCGAGCUGCUGAAGAAGGCGUCGAACAUCAAGGCGAUCUACGAGACGUACCACCGGCAGCAGGCGCAGCAGGCGUUCCAGGUGCGGAAUCCGGCACCGGCUGGGCAAUUGGCGGCGGCUGGGACGGGUCAGGCGACAGCGCCGCGGCCGACGUCUUCAGUAGCGAGCAACAUCAAAAUGCUGUUGACGCCGCAGCAGCGCGAGGCCUACGAAAAGCUUACGCAGACGUUCAACGAGAGCGUGAAGAAUAUCACGGGGGAAUAUGAGUUUCUGAAAAAGAACAUCGAGGUGCUUGACACGGAGAUCAAGAACCGGCAGGGAGAGCCGAUGACGGUGAAGCAGCUGGAGACAAAGAAGAACGAGCUACUCACAAAGCUGACAGGGCUGAAUACCCAGUUCCAGGCGCUUCCUAAAAAGUUCCAGGAGGAUAAGAAGAAGUUUUAUAUCGAGUGUGCGGCCACGAACGUCAACUUGAAGAAGUUCCUACAGGCCACUAGCCAGCAGCAGCGGGCCAGCGCUGGGAACACCGGCACGACGAACUCGCCGGCUAACACCCAGCUAGGGGCAAACAUAGGCGCAGCGAGUGCUGCCACUCCUGCAGCUGCGAAUGCUGCACCAACAGGAAGCAGCGCUGCCACGCCUCAAUCGCAGCGCCAACAAAUGCAGCGGCCGAAUAGCGGGGCAAACAGAUAUCCUGCACAGGUGACUCCUGUAAAUGCGGCUGCGAACCAGAACAAUAGCGGCACAGCGAGACCAGUCAUCUUCAAGCAACCUAACCCGUCUAUCCCAAUACCGGAAAAUAUAACACCUCUCACUACGACUUCGGUGUCGUACCGCUCCAACAGGCCAACAAUAACGAGCGGUAGUGCAAUGAAUGCGUCCGCUCUGACUAUGCCCGUCAUGACAAAACUUCCUCCCUACGAGGUUGAUAGUGAGCGUGUCAUGUCGAAGAGGAAGCUCCGGGAACUAGUCAAGACAGUGGGCAUCGACGAUGGUGAUGGUGAGACCACCGUAGACGGCGAUGUCGAAGAAUUGCUUUUAGACUUAGCCGACGACUUCAUCACGAACGUGACCAGUUUUGCUUGCAGGCUCGCUAAACACAGGAAAUCUGAUAACCUAGACGUAAGAGACAUUCAAUUGCAUUUAGAAAGAAACUGGAACAUUAGAAUACCGGGUUAUGCUGCAGACGAGAUUAGAAGUACCAAGAAGUGGAACCCUACACCCGCAUAUAGCCAGAAGUUACAGGGAAUCUCUUCUGCAAGGGCGGCGAAACUUGCGCCAGCUACAACGGCCAAUGUGACCACAGGCUCGGCAAACGCAGCAGCUGUCGCAACUGAAUCAAACAAGAAAUAA